GGGCCAGGGCCUGGUUUAGAGCGUUGUAAAGGUAAGGGGGUUCCCCGUAAUUAUUCACCCGCGAGACGAAGAAGAGGACGUUGUAAACGCAACGCUGCGGAACUAGGGUUUGGGUUUUAGGGUUUGUAGGAGAGGAGGAGGAAUCGCGAGAGAGAGAGAGAGAGAGAGCGAGAGGAAGAAGGGGGAGGAGAGGAUGGUGGUGAGGAUUCGGCUGUCGCGAUUGGGGUGCAAGAACCGGCCGUUCUACCGGGUGAUGGCCGCCGACAGCCGCUCGCCCAGGGACGGGAAGCAUCUCGAGCUCUUGGGCUACUACAACCCCUUACCAGGGCAGGAUGGUGGUAAGAGGAUGGGGCUUAAUUUUGACCGGAUUAAGUAUUGGCUAUCAGUAGGCGCACAGCCGUCGGAGCCUGUUCAGCGCAUCCUGUUCCGGGCCGGGCUUCUUCCGCCCCCACCUAUGCUUGCAAUGACUCGUAAAGGUGGGCCCCGCGAUACCCGCCCUAUCGAUCCGAUGACCGGUCGAUACUUGACCCCUGAUAACACUAAAUCCACCGAUGAACCCAAGAGCGCUGGAGAAGAAAGCGAAGCAAAAUAACAAGCAGGGGCCAUUACGCCGAGAAAUUAUUGCCCAGAUGUGUUCCGUCUCGCCAGCCUCAGACCGAUCAGCUGAUGUGGCAGACCAGGUCCCGGCAAAUAGUUUCUCUAUGAAGCGCGAGCUUCCGCUUUUUGGUUUAAAUUUGUGAAAGAAUUUCUCCUACAGUGUCACUACUGUGUGUCGAUAUGAGGAAUAUGCUACAGUCCAUGAUGCAUGAUUUCUAGUGCACUUUUUGUAAUCUGCACUUUUUCUCUAGGGAUUGUAACUUACAAAUGCAUCACAUUGCACAAUUCCUUUCUUGUUAACUGUCCAUGCAACUGUGUACUUAACCUUUUUAUUAGCUUUUGUUAUUAUGUUA
Ananas comosus (pineapple) is the source of this 950-nucleotide messenger RNA. RefSeq names its product 30S ribosomal protein S16-2, chloroplastic/mitochondrial. NCBI's taxonomy places the organism in Eukaryota, Viridiplantae, Streptophyta, Magnoliopsida, Poales, Bromeliaceae. The record is from RefSeq and is a predicted model, not a curated record. Bases 194 to 592 code for a protein of 132 amino acids. The transcript is spliced from 3 exons. Gene Ontology annotation, cellular component: ribosome; small ribosomal subunit. Gene Ontology annotation, molecular function: structural constituent of ribosome. Gene Ontology annotation, biological process: mitochondrial translation.